AAACGGAAAGUACUUUCUAUUCACUCACAACAAGAAAUGACCAAAAAAUUAAUUUCAAAAACUCAUUGAUAUUUUGUGAAAAGUGAGGAAUAGACGCACAAAACAAACCACAACUUAAAUCAAACCUAAACUUUAAGGCAAUAACUACACUAAAACCAAAAUGAAUUUGAUAUUAUUGGUGGUCAUAGUUGCCACUUAUGGGACGAGUGUGUGUAGAGCUGCGGCCAGAAAGUGCGAGAUGACUGAGGCUCAGGCGGAGUCGUGUGGGGCCAAAAUGAUGAUUUUGAACGAUAACGUGACGCUACCCGAGACCGAGACAGAGAUUGAGACCCGAUGUAAGGACAUUGAGUCAGGUAUUGAGUGCUUCAAAAAAUACGCCAAUACAUGUCUGGAUCCGAUGGCCAGUCGUGUGAUGACUAUGGUUAGCCGCAAUGGCAAGAAAAUGUCCGACAAGAUAUGCAAAGAGCAACCCGGCAGAAUCGGGUUAGCUGAAGUGAGUAAUGACGACCGGAUUCCGACCGUUUGCUGCUCUUUCCAUAUGUUGAAAGAGUGUCUCAAAAGUGAGGGCCAAAAGGCAUGCGAUAAACCAGAAUCAGUGAAUUACAUCGAGGGGUUGGCCACCGGUGCGACGGGAGAUUUAGUGAAGUUUGUUUGCGGCAAAUUCAAGAGUGUCGCCGAUUGUGACGCCAAAAUGGAGUCCAAUUCGUGGCAAAAACUCAAAGAUCUGGUGGCCAGCGAUGACCCGGCGGUGAUCAAGUCCAUGAAAAAGUACCCAACUCCUUUUGCCGCUCUCAAGGACAUGCUCAAGAAAAUUAAAAAUUAAAACUUGCUU
Molecule: messenger RNA, 832 nt
Organism: Medioppia subpectinata
Lineage: Eukaryota; Metazoa; Arthropoda; Arachnida; Sarcoptiformes; Oppiidae
Source: the annotation of a GenBank genome assembly